Molecule: messenger RNA, 3722 nt
Organism: Aaosphaeria arxii CBS 175.79
Lineage: Eukaryota; Fungi; Ascomycota; Dothideomycetes; Pleosporales
Product: Suf-domain-containing protein
Exons: 5
Coding region: 234-3437 (1067 amino acids)
Biological process (GO): mRNA 3'-end processing
Cellular component (GO): nucleus
Molecular function (GO): mRNA binding; protein binding
Source: RefSeq, a predicted model, not a curated record
CGACAAACAAAAGGCCCAGUCACUGCCUUCCAUCCUCCGUUACAACUGAUUUUCUAGACAAAUCCAUCCCCUAAGCUCCGUCUAGUGCUCUGCGUGAGGAUAGCUGUGAAGUGCAGUUUGCACGCGAGCAGUAAGCCCCAUUUACUGGUUCCGACUUUUGUCUUUGCGACUCAAACACAAUCACCUCGACUGACACGAGCAUCCCUCAGAUCGGUCGCACACAAUUCGCGAUCAUGGCAGACAUGGAUCCCGAGCUCGCAUUUCUCAACGCGCAAAAGGAGUAUGACCCUGCUGGUGACUAUUCUCUAGCUGAGCAAGCUGGUGAAGACGCGAACGACGAUGAAGAAGAGGAGGAAGAGUACGACCCAUCUGCUGGCUACGAGCCAUACGUCGCGACCCACGAAGAGGAGUAUCAGCAAGAAAGCGCUGAGUCGAUUCCUCAAUCAGCCACCAACACACCUCCAGCGGCAGCAGAGGAUGCUCAGGAACAACCGCCGGCUGUCCCUGCCCCUGCACAGGUGCCUACGAAGCAACCUCGCACAAUAGGAGGAUUUGUUGAUGAAAGCGAAGAUGAGGAUGAAGUGACAGAGGCAACAGGGGCUGCGCUGCAGAAUGCUAGUGCGGCUGGGGUUUCUACAAUUUCACCGCAGCGUUCCCAUACAAACACACCAUCCAUUUCCAAUCCCUCUCAAACUCAAAAUGUACCAGUACAUAGUGCUCAAGCUCAGGGUCCAUUUGGUGCUUCCAUCUCUACUUCUGUCGCUGUCAAUGACACUGCUCCCCACUCUGCUCCAGUUGUCCCUAAUGGCAGUACCCCAAUCCCAGACGCUACUAAACUACAACCAGCGCGCUCUGCUACAGCUUCAGUCACCCCUGCUCCUGCCGCCGCUGCUCCCCUUCAGAAGCCGGCGCGCCUUCCUCAAGAUCGAGUGGGUCAAUUCGAGGAUAGGAUUGCUGAGGAUUCCCGUGGUGAUAUCGAAGCAUGGUUGAGUCUAAUCGAAGAACAUCGCAGGCGCCACAAGAUCGACGACGCACGGCUCGUAUUUGAUAGGUUCUUCCAGGUCUUUCCUUCAGCCGCCGACCAAUGGAUCGAGUAUGUGAACAUGGAACAGCAGCAGCAGGAAAACAAUCAACGGGUCGAAGCCCUCUUCAACCGUUCUAUUGCCAACAAUCCCCAUGUCGGUCUUUGGGCUACCUAUGUCAACUACAUUCGACGUGUUCACAAUGUGACUGUAGAUGAAUCUAAGCGUGCUGUCAUCCAUCAGGUAUACGAAUUUGUUCUUGAGACAGUCGGAAUCGAUAUUUCUUCUGGUAGAUUAUGGUUGGAUUAUAUUGAGUUCAUCAAAUCGGGUCCGGGUACAUUGGGCGGUCAGGGCUGGCAGGAUAUGCAGAAGAUGGAUAUGCUGCGCAAGAUCUACCAGCGCGCUGUCGCUGUUCCCACAAACGCCACCCUCGAAAUCUGGCGAGAGUACGACAAGUUCGAGAUGAGCUUCAACAAAGCGACUGGCCGCAAGAACAUGCAAGAAAAUUCCCAGCUGUAUAUGAAUGCUAGAAGUGCCAACAACGUGCUUGAGGGGCUGAUCAAGGGGGUGGACCGGGCAACUCUUCCAAAACUGCCACCGGCGAAAGGUUUCGAUGGACACGACGCAUACAUGAACCAAGUGACGCUCUGGAAAGCCUGGAUCGAAUGGGAGAAGAACGACCCUCUGUAUUUGAAGGACACCAACCAAGCCACGUACAACAAGCGGGUGCUGUAUCUCUACAAGCAGGCGCUAAUGGCGCUCCGUUUCUGGCCUCAGUUAUGGUUCGAUGCCGCCGAAUGGGCCUACGACAACGAUCUCACUGAGGAUGGCGACAACUUCCUGACUCAAGGCAUGGAAGCUAACCCCGAAAGCUGUCUUCUUGCAUUCCGGAAAGCACAUCAGAUUGAACUGAAGGGGGAGUUCGACGACGACAAGGAGAAUGUUCGGAAAGGCGAAGCCGUACGUGAGCCGUUCAACAAGGUUCUCGACGCUCUGUAUGACCUCACGAACAAGAUGAAGAAGCGCGAAGAGCAUGCUCUCACUCGGGCAAAGGAGACUCAUGCAGCACAGAUGGCUGCCGAAGAUGCAGCUCGAGCGCACGGAAACCGCGAUUCCGAUUAUGAUUCGGAUGAUGAUGAAGCAGAGCAAGCUGCAAAGGUUGAGAGGCGUCAGAACGCAAAAGCAGAGAUCCUCCAGUCUCAACUACAAGCUAUCUCUGCUGGCUACAAUGCCCAAAUUCAGACGCUGAGGAAGACAUUAUCUUUCGCCUGGAUCGCGCUUAUGCGGACCAUGCGCCGAAUUCAAGGGAAGGGACAACCCAAUCCACCUGCAGGCAUGGGCCCCGGCUUCAGAGGUAUAUUUGCUGAGGCCCGUAAGAAGGGCAAGCUCGUGAGCGAUACUUACAUCGCGAGUGCGCUCAUCGAGCACCACUGCUAUCAGGACGCUGCAGCCACCAAGAUUUUCGAUCGUGGCAUGAAGCUUUUCCCUGACGACGAGCAAUUCGCUCUAGAGUACAUUAAGCAUCUUGUAAGACAGAAUGAUGCUACAAAUGCUCGAUCAGUGUUCGAAAUUCUUGUGAACCGCCUUGUACAGAAGGAUGGCGGGGCAGCACGUACCAAGCCGCUCUUUCUGUACUUUCACAAGUAUGAGUCCAGUUACGGCGAACUUGCACAAAUCGUGAAGCUUGAAAAGCGCAUGCAUGAUUUAUUCCCGGAAGACCCGCGACUUGUUCGUUUUGCUCAGCGCUUCUCCACUGAGGCCGAACCGUCAGCCCCAAGCUUUGAUCCGACAGCUGUUCUGCCAAUCAUUUCGUGGAAGACACAAAUGAAGCCUGUGAUGAUCAACAUCAUUCCUACUAUCGAACAACCCCCCAGUCCUGUUCCCGCGCCGCCAGUGCCGCAAAUACAGGAUGCCCAACCCGCCCCUGUGAUCAAUUCGCCCAGGAUCGCCGAGGCCUUUCUUCCCGUUACUAAUUCGCCGAAGCGAUCGUUUGACGAGGUCGAUAACGAUGUUGCCCAACCUCGUAAAAUGAUGCGUGGAGAGUCACCACUGAAAGGUGCAGCAGGCAGACGCCUUGAUGCUGCACGACGCAGCAACCUUGCACGUGCUUCAGAGGGGAUGUCAAACACUCCAGCUGCCGCCCAACCCACUUCAAUUCCUCGAGAGAUUAAUUUCCUUCUGAGCAUUAUUCCCGGAGCACAAUCGUAUCACGCGACCCGUUUCAACCCUGAGAAGCUGGCUGGUCUUCUUCGGGUGACGGAUGUUUCUCGUGACAAACGACAACAGCAGCAAGCACCCACGCCUAUGUCAAUGCCGGUGCAGACGCCGACACCGGUCAAUGCAUAUGCUCCACCGCCUAUGAACAUGGCGUGGGGAGCUCCGCCGUCCAACAUGGGAGGUUACUAUGGACGAUGAGAGAGCGACUCUGACGGAAACAUCUCGUCACGCAUAUCACCAAGCUAUGGGAACUCAAACAACAAUCGAGCAUCAGCCUUCGGGACAAUUUUCUUAUUUUAUCUGCGUCUACUUGAGCGAACCGCCUUGAUGCGGAUACAUACACUCGCACUUUGCAUAGGACGGCGUCGUAGGGUCAUGGUGUUUGCUCCUUUCUUCCACUACCAUUCAUGCAAGAGGUCUCAUUUUUGCAUUGGGUUUCUGGCCAUAACUUGUGAAGAGAGCUUUCCUUGGAAGUAUGCAGGG